AUGCGUAUUCUUCUAAUCAUAUCUCUCGUCACGAUGGGCACCAUGAAACCGUCCAUGGGCAUGGACAUGAGCAUGAUCAUAUCGACUACUAUGGAUAUAUUUCAGACCCAUCCUAAAUACGAGUUCGAGUACAAAGUGGAAGAUCACCACACAGGCGAUAGGAAGUCGCAGCAUGAGCACCGUGAUGGUGAUGCUGUGAAGGGAGGCUACUCGCUGCACCAACCUGACGGCUCCGAAAGGCAUGUUGAAUAUCAUGCUGAUGAUCACAGCGGGUCUUGUGCCUUGCUGCGAUUGUCGCUGCAGUGGUUUCGCAAGAUCACGGCCACGCAUACUCUUCUAAUCACAUAUCACGUCAUGACGGUCAUCACGAAAGUGUUCAUCAGCAUGACCAUGAACAUGACUCAUCCCAAGUACGAAUUCGAGUACAAAGUGGAGGACCAUCACACGGGCGACAAGAAAUCGCAGCAUGAGCACCGUGAUGGUGAUGUCGUUAAAGGCGGUUACGCGUUGAACCAACCGGAUGGCUCUGACAGACAUGUAGAGUACCAUGCCGACGAUCACAGCGGUUUUCAUGCUGAUGUGAAAUACAGCACGCACCACCUCCACCACCAUCAU
This is a messenger RNA of Iphiclides podalirius (scarce swallowtail), 615 nucleotides long. The record is from the annotation of a GenBank genome assembly. Lineage: Eukaryota; Metazoa; Arthropoda; Insecta; Lepidoptera; Papilionidae.